Armigeres subalbatus is the source of this 2833-nucleotide messenger RNA. Its product is annotated as ankyrin repeat domain-containing protein 13C. Gene Ontology annotation, molecular function: signaling receptor binding. The record is from RefSeq and is a predicted model, not a curated record. The transcript is spliced from 6 exons. Lineage: Eukaryota; Metazoa; Arthropoda; Insecta; Diptera; Culicidae. The coding region runs from base 307 to 1668 and encodes 453 amino acids. Gene Ontology annotation, biological process: protein retention in ER lumen. Gene Ontology annotation, cellular component: cytoplasm.
UCCCAGAAAAGUCCCAUCAAGCACCGAAUCGGUGAGAGUGCCUACCCAUGUUGGGCUAUUGGCAUUUGGUUACCUUCCUCAUAGUGUCUAGUAGUGAGUAAGUUGGGAGAGUCGCACGCAGGCAGCCACCACCAGUCUCAGACAGACAGACCAAGAACCCAAUCCCAAAAACAACCUCAAGCAGCAAAGCUAGAACCACCUUCUCUGGCCCCCGUUAUCUAGAUGUGUGCAUCGACGAGUUGCAGUUUUGUUUUGCAGUAGGAAAAUGUUUUCAUUCAUCUGCACCACCAGAAGCAGGCGAAAGUAAUGUCCGACGACGAGUGCCCGUACCCACUGCAUCAGUGCGUUUUCAAGGGAGACACUCGGAAACUGUCCCAACUUCUGCGGUCGCACGAACCUUCGGAAAAGGACAAACAUGGCAACACGCCGCUGCACCUGGCAGUUAUGCUGGGCCGGAAAGAAUGUACCUAUCUACUGUUGGCGCACGGUGCUCCGAUUAAAGUGAAAAAUCAGCAAGGAUGGUCGCCGCUAGCUGAAGCCAUCUCCUACGGAGAUCGGCAAAUUAUAUGUUCCUUACUCAAAAAACUGAAACAGCAAGCCCGCGAACAGAUGGAUCAGCGGAGGCCCAACCUGGUGAAGGCCCUCAAGCAAAUGGGGGACUUCUACAUGGAACUCAAGUGGGACUUCCACUCGUGGGUGCCGCUGAUCUCACGCAUCCUCCCGUCGGACGUGUGCAAAAUCCACAAGUCGGGCUGCUCGAUCCGGCUCGACACCACCCUGGUGGACUUCUCGGACAUGCGCUGGGAGCGGGGCGACAUCUCGUUCAUCUUCAGGGGCGAAAACCAUCCCAAAGACUCACUGACGGCGCUGGACAACGAGUGCCGCUGCUAUCAGCACGUUCGCCACGAGGAAACCGAGCUGGAAAUCGAGGACGAAGUGGACAUUCUGAUGUCGAGCGACAUCCUCGCCGCCCAGAUGUCAACCAAAAGUAUUAGUUUUACGAAAGCACAAUCCGGCUGGAUAUUUCGGGAGGACAAGAAGGAAACCGUGGCCGGACAGUACGACAGUGAUCUCUACACCAUCAACGGGCUGACGCUGGAGCAGCGAAAACGGCGGGAGCACCUCUCGCGUGACGACCUACAGAAGAACAAAGCACUGAUGGAGUCGUUGACCAAAGGGGGACAGUCGACAGGCAUCGAUCAAAACGGCGAAAUCAUCCGAAGGGCUUCGCUCCAACCCCCGCCGAUCAACAGCAUAACGUGGGAGGAGUACCUUUCGGCCGAACCGGGACAGUAUCCCCACUUGGGGCGAGACUUAGUUUAUAAGGAAUCGAGUAAGAAUUUUAGAGCUACCGUUGCUAUGAGCAAAGACUUUCCGCUGAGCGUGGACAUGUUGUUGAGCGUGCUGGAGGUGAUUGCCCCGUUCAAGCACUUUAGUAAAUUACGUGAAUUUGUGACGCUGAAGCUGCCGAGCGGCUUUCCAGUGAAAAUUGACAUCCCCAUCCUGCCGACCGUGUCGGCCAAGAUCACGUUCCAGAAGUUCGAAUUCCGGGACGACAUCUCACCGGACCUGUUUGUCAUUCCAGACAAUUAUAAAGAGGACAGCAUGAGAUUUCUCAUCUAUUUUAUAGAUUUCCUGAUUUAUGACCUUUCGAUUUCGAACACGUAAGCUGCGAACGAUCGCUGGCCACCAACAUCACGGUGGCCAAACCGAUUGUAGGACCCCUCGACGUUGGCUGUAACAGUUGCACCCGUUGCGACACCGAAACUCGUAGUAUUUGAAUGCAGAGGAAAAAAAACAAAGAAAAUAUCGUCGUCAAAUCAAUUUUACCGAUCAGCAUCAUUGUCACCCAUACCAUAUCCGAACCCAUCAUAAUCAUCAUCCCGGUUUUCACUCAUUUGUAUAUGGAAUGCAGUUCCAGCAGUAAGGCAUGAGGAAAUCGAAAUGAAAAUUUCUAGGGGUGUUACUCUCAUUUUUUCGAGCUGGUGAAGCUUACAGAGAUAAAUGAGUUCCAAUCCCAGGAAUAUUCUGCUGGCGAUAAACGCUACGAGUGGAAUGAAUUUCGUAAAUUCAUUGCAGUAUGGACCCAAAUGGUAACCACAGAACAUGGUAGUCAAACCAACGCAAAGACAAGCGAAACAAAUCUUUCAAUCAUCUUGACAGCCCUUUUCUAAAUAGAAAUCCAAUCAAUCACUUUGACUACAGGUAAAUUAAUCCAUUCCAUUAAAGUAACUUAAUAUCCUUAUAAAUGAUAGAAAAUAAAGGAAGCAAAACAAACAUAGAAAGAAAUAUCAUUUUAACAGUUCCAGUGCAUGGAAGGUAAUCUAAUUGAAAUAUUCUGACAAAUUUAAACGAACAUUUACCCAAUUGUAAAACGAAAGCCCAUAAAAUGGAUGGCAAUCAACGUUGCUUGGCACAGCGAUGUCACGGAAGCUAUUCCUUAGCUUGAUUACGCGAAUUUCCUCAAGUCAAUACCGGCAUAUUCUUGUUUGAAUGCGCUUUGUCGAUAGAAAUAGAAAACAAUCAAUUAGUCGGGAUAGUUGCUGAAACAAGCAAAGAAAAAAAUGUCAUCGUUAAGUAGCAGAUAAUUAGAAUCAACAAAUCAAUAUUGUCGUCUCUGAAAAGGAUAUUCCCUCUCCCAAAAAUAGAAAGGACGGUCUCGAUUAAAUCGUUAUGCUUUUUUCGCAGCAUUAUUUAUGCGUAAGAUAUGAAACGCUUUCCUUUACUUCCACACUAGUUUUUUUUCAAAACUCCUCACCCUUUUCCUUAUAUGCCUUCUUGUUCGUGAGAUGAAUAGCAAAUAAAUAAUUUGUCUAGUUUUACAAAGCAUGAA